Molecule: messenger RNA, 2235 nt
Organism: Leptopilina heterotoma
Lineage: Eukaryota; Metazoa; Arthropoda; Insecta; Hymenoptera; Figitidae
Product: F-box only protein 43-like
Exons: 2
Coding region: 629-2023 (464 amino acids)
Biological process (GO): negative regulation of meiotic nuclear division; regulation of mitotic nuclear division
Cellular component (GO): nucleus
Molecular function (GO): protein binding
Source: RefSeq, a predicted model, not a curated record
GAUUGGUAGAAAUUUAUUUGGCGGUGGGGCUGUGAAUAAAGUUUUGAAAGUUUUCUCGAGUUCCCACCACUGGAACACACACAGAAAGAAGAAGGACCCGCGUGCUGCGUGCUGUGGCGCGUUUUGCACCCUUCAACAAAGUGACAUUUACGUUUUUAAUUCAGUGCCAGUUUAGUGUUUAAAGUAACGUUUCCAGUAAGUUUAAAGUGUUUACAUCGUGUUGUGAAUUUUAAUUUAUUAAGUGUUCUAUUGUGUCGUAAAAUAGUUUUUGUGUGAGAGAAAAAAAAGAGAAAAGUAAUUUUAUUGGACUCUUCCAAAAAGAGGGGUUGCUUUCUAACCUUAUUUUCUGCAAACAAAGACUACACACGGACGCUAACAUCUGUCUCUCUCAGAUAUUCAAGAUUUUAACCAAUGUGCAUUGGAUAAUUCGUGGGAUUAAUCAACAAGCAUUAUAAUACGUCCGUCAACGAAGCGUGUUCGUGCUUUAAAAGGUAAACAAAUGGAAGGAGAAGUGUCGUCUCAACGACUUUGUAUUUCAAGUCGAAGAAUGUUUUCGUGUGAUUAAAAUUGUCGUUCGACUUCUUUUUUUUUUUUAAAUUGUGAAAUUUAUUUUUGUGUUUCGCCAAAAAUGGAUAAGUGUUUGGAAGUCAUUGACAGCCCGGUGGGAAAGGUGAAUGUUAGUAAUCAGAGUUCUCGUAGUUCUUUUGGAAGUUAUGACAGUGGAUAUUUAACAUUAACCCCACAACCUGGAUGUCAAUCGCCGAGUACGGCAAGUCGUGUUCGUAUUUCGAAUACGUCAAUAAAACGAAGUCGCUUUCGAAAUGAUCCCCUGCAAUCGGAGAGAAUUACGAGGCUGCGCUCAAAAUUUUCGACCCUCUUGGAAAAUACGUGCUGCGAAGAAAAUGAAAAACGUAUUCGCAGUUCACUGCCAAACAAAUUUAAUCCGAAAUUAUUCAAUGAGACGGCAAGUCACAGCAUGCUGCCCGAGUAUCAGGAAUUCGGAAUGGAACUCCGAAAUCGAAAUCUCCGCUCAUGGAGGGCAACUGUACCAAUAAAUCCAGCGGAUGAUUCAAAACUUUUAGCAUCACCACCAUCGCCGGCUAUUCCAAGUUCAUCAUUUCAAGCAUCAGAACCCGAUGAAGAUGUGGAAAUGAAGGCAUUAAUGCAUCAAAGUACACCGCACACGUCAACAUUGAAAUCGUCUUAUCGUUCGAUAAGAAAAAGUAGUCCCGUAUUAACAUCCGUUGAUAGACGAAGACUCAGUAGAUUAGUAAUUAAUGAUUUGACAACGGUACCGGAAAUCAAGCCAAAGAGACUUGAUUUCAGUCAAAAAGGACUCUCAGCAUCCUUCAGAAGAAGUCGAGCGACGAGAGAUCAAACUGGUGUACCAAAUGUUGAUAUGCUCGUAUUAUUGGGCGAGAAAAGUAAUCAUUGGCGAGUUAUAUCCAAUAUUUUAGCAUUAUUAAGUCCACAGGAUUUGUGUUCAGUGAGUAUGGUUUCAAAAGCGUGGCAAAGAAUUUGUGCAAGUGAUUCAAAGGCAAAUGUGAGAAGACUGAUACACAUUAAACUCAAGCAGGAUGUUAAGGAGAAUCUUAAAUUUCGAAAAGGAAAAUUGGAAAUGGAUAUUACGACGAGUCCAAGGAGUCGAUUCACGAGGAAGGGCUAUCUUCUUGAGGUUCAAAAUCUUAUUAAAAAUGGUCACAAAACAUUGACACCUACCAGUCCACCAGUUUCGCCCAGUAAAGUCAAGUUCCAUUCUUUUGUCAAGGCAAGUCGAACCCUCGCACCCUGGGAGCAUCUCCUGCCGUGUCCAAGAUGCACAUUCCCGUGUCACGUGGACAUUGAAAAAAAUGUGGGCAAGUGUUCGAGGCAAAGUUGUUGCUUUGAAUUCUGCGCAAUGUGCUCGUCGAGUUUUCACAAUGGACCAUGCAAAACGCCAUUACUCGCCACACCAACCAAGAAGAGGAACAAGCCCCUCGUCGUCGGUUCCAGGCAGAGCAAGAGGAAUUUACGUCGCUUAUAGCAAUGCCAGAAAGCCUUAAAUUUUUAAGCGAAAAAAAAAGAAGAAAAAGAAGAAAGAAAUUAGCUGAUCAAAUUUCCAAAACAUAAUGGUUUCUCUCUUUCAUUUAUAUUGAGAAGUUUCUGAGUUUCGUUUUUGUUCCACAGUUUUUUACUGUUUAUUUUUCGUUUUCAUGUUAAUUUAUAUACAUACACACACAAAUUUGUUUUGAAAGU